UAUACUGACCCAUCUAAGGUUUUACAGUCGCCUUUAAGUGUCUUUUUAUUGAAAUAAUAAAAUAAACAUGUCGCUAACAAAUUAUUAUUCCAUGAUGGGGCUGCAGACUGAGGAGCCGUACGGUGCGCAUUUCCUCCCGGCAGGCUUGCAGGCGUCGACGGCCGGCUGCGCAAAGCCAACCCGCGGCGCGGACGACGAGGAGGGGACACCCGGCUCCCACAUUCCGGAUUUUGCUCACUUUCCCAAUAAGCAAAGCGGACUGAAUGGCUUCUCACCGUGGACGACGGCGGCUACCAACCCCUCCUCGGCGUCGUCGCCCUCCUCCCCACCGCUGCAGGCCGCCCCGGGCGCGUCCAUCUCGGGACUUUUCCACCCGCACCACCUCCUCAGUCACCACCACCACCAGCAGGCGCCGCCACCCCCGCCUCAUCUCCAGCCCCAGCAGUCCCCUUACUACGCCCCGCAGCCGCACGCCGAGCACCUCGCCCCGGCUUCGGAGGGCCGCUUCGUCCGCUGCUGGGAGGGCCCGGCCGGGGAGGCUAGCUUCGCCGCCUGCCUGCCCCCGGCGCAGGGCUGCUCGUCCAAUUCGAGCCCGAGGUUCGAGUCCGUGAAGCCAGACAGUUCUCCGCCUCGCUCCACUCGCGGAAGCCCCGGGGACUCCAGCUUCGCUAGCCCGGGUGACGUGGUGCUCGAGCGGCUGGGGACGGCGGAGGAGCUCCGCGGGAAGCCAGAGCCCAAGAAGGAGGACGAUGACGAAGACGAAGACAGGAGGAAAGCGCGACCAUCGCAACCUGACUCAGAGAACCCGUCCGCCAGUUGGAUCCACGCUAAGUCUACCCGCAAGAAGCGUUGCCCCUACACCAAGCACCAGACUCUGGAGCUGGAGAAGGAGUUCUUGUACAACAUGUACCUAACUCGCGACCGGCGCUUGGAGGUGGCCAGACUCUUGAACCUGACUGAGCGGCAGGUCAAAAUCUGGUUCCAGAACCGGCGCAUGAAGAUGAAGAAGCUGAUGAUCCGGGAGAGGAGGAGCAUCAAUGAAUAGGAUGGAAUGGCGGAAAGACUCCCUGCAAGAUGAGUGGAUGUCACAUGACUUUUGAUUAACACGAAGAAAAAAAAAACAUGACAGACUAAGAACAAGAUGGCCAUGCUGAAAAACACUUAAAGUCCAUGUCAAUGCAAACGAUAUUUUUUGCUUCUAUUCCACUUAUCGGAAUGUAGAUGUGACAAUUUAGUAAGAUUUUGUAUGGGAAAAAAAUGCUCCCGAUUAGUAGCACAGGGACAUUUUUUUUGAGGGGUGAUUGAAAAUGUGACUUUAUGGUCAAAUACUGUGGUAAAAUAUUUUUGGGAGAAGCAUUUUGGCCAUUUGACAGUAGCGCUACCGUCUACUUUGUAACAUGCACUUUUGAAGAAUUGCCAACUAAAUUCAUGCAACAUGCCACACAAAGUUUGCAGAAAGUGUGGUGCGCAAAAGUUAAUCUUUUUGUGUCAAAUAUUGGCUAAAGUGAUCGGAAAAUGUGGGAAAGAAAAUUUUAACAUUUGUUUUAAAACCCACUUAAAAGCAAUAUGCUAAAUGUCAUUGGAAGGUUAUUUUUAGCAGUCUUUAUGCAGAAUCUGUAAAAAAAAAAAUUUUUUUUUUUAAACAUGAGGAACUAAGCAGAGCAGAUGACAUCCAGAAUCAAGGCAGUAAUCCAAACUCUAUUUUUUUCCUCUGUCCCCCUGUUGGCAUAUUUUCACGAGAAUGUAGUUGGAUUUUGGACGAAAUAUUAGUCACAAGUUGACAUUUUUUUCUUAACUUGAACUCUUAAUAACGAUUAAAAAUGCUAAUCACUUUGAAAAUUUGGUAAAAGAAUGCUUUGUUCAAGGAAAAUGUUUUAAAAUAUUACUUUUUGGUUAAGAACUCUUUGGUUAAAGAAGAAAGACAACCUUUCUGUAAGGUGUUUUAGAUAUCAUACUUAGAAAUCAUUGCAAAAUAUGUCAAUCAAUUUAAGUAAAAUUUGUCUGCAUAUACAUGCUAAUGCACUAAUUCGUGCAUGCCAAAGGUCCUUUUUAUUUAUUUUUAUUUUUGCAUCUGUCCUCAUGUUUUUACAACAGAGGAUUAGGGGCAAAUAAAGGAGAAGGAACAAAAGGACUACGAGAUUAAAGUCGUACUGGUGCUAUGAGGAAAAAAAGUUGUACUCUUACAUAGGGUAAAUCGCUACGCACUUUACGUACAUGUACCUGGGAGCUAUGACUAAGCAUCAAUAUAAAGUCAUCUAUUGAUUAUAAUUUGAUGUAGAUGAGCCAAAAGAUAAAGUAUUUCCUUAUUUAUGAAGCAGAUUCUAAAAUAUAGACUCAGGAGAUGCACACUGUUAUUCCAAUUCGCUAUUAUACGUCACCUACAUCGUAAAGCUACUACGUAUCUGGGAGGACAAAGUGUUGGUAGCUUAGAAAUCAUUCUAUUGAUGAUUUGAUGUAGAUGAGCCAAAAUAUGAAGGAUUUCCUUCUCCUUAUUUGUAAAACUGAUUCUAAAACACAAGAUGCUUUCAAUAUUGGUGAUUUUAACGGAGGCGAAGAGCUACGUAGAGUAAGUAGCUGUUUAUUCAGUUACAUUAGCCUAACAAAAUGAUACGACUUUUUUUUUCGUGGUAAUAGUUCGAGAUAAAAGUCAUAUUAUUCCUAUGAGAAAAAAGACAAACUAUUAACUGUACCUAAAGUGAGUAUACCCUAUGUAAUAAUACGAAAUUUUGUCUCGUAGUACCACUACGACUUUAAUCUCGUAGUCCUUUUUCUUCCCUUCUCAUUUAUUUUGCCCUAUCCAAUCCUCCGUUGUAUGUUUUCGUGUUAUUGUAGGGUUAUACGGUAUAAGGUUAAAAUAAUAAUAUAUAAUAUAUUCCAUCACAAGUUGGUCAGUUUUUGUGGAAUUUAUGAUGGAUGGCCAUAUUUGCUGAGUGGAGUUGCAAUAGUAACCUAAUUCAAACAUUUUUUCUUAAUUUAUUUUAUUUUUCAUUUUUUGAAAUUUUUUUUUACAGUUUGCAGCUAGAUUCUUGCACAAACACAUUGCCCUUUCCUGCCAGAAUUUUCGAUCUAAUGUGUACUAAUUAGACAAAAAAACAGCAAAAGUCUAGGUAAAUUGCAGAAAUUUUUGUUUUGUUUGUCAAAACUUGGUGCUUUCCAAGUUGCACCUUGGCAGUUUUUCAAUGUAUCAUGUUCACCUCAUUAAAAACUAUUCUUGAUAGCACACACUAUUCCAUCAUAAUCAUGUAAUGCGUUGUAUGACAACAAAGAAAACAAAGUCUUAUGGCAAAAUUAUGCCCACAGAGCUCCAAAAAAGAUGCAACCUUUCUAGUUUUGACGAUAAAAAUGUCAAAUUUUGUACAAUUUCCCACUAAAUCCUGUCAUUGUAAAUGUUAGAAAAUACGCCCAAAACGCAGCGAAAUGAGGAAAUAAAACUAUUUGAACAAAAUGGUCCAUAGAUUUAUGAACACAGUUUAGUGGUUAACAUUUUGACUGUUUUAUGACUAAUGUUUUGUAAUUGGUAGAAAAUUGGUUUUCUCAAGAAAUAUGAUAACAAAUGAUGUUAAAAUAUGACUUUAAAAUUUAACAAGACGCAUAUCAGCUGCAUUAAUUAAGUCGAAACACUACCAGGUAACUUAGGAAUACUUUUCUACCAAAUUUUCAUCACACCAGAUAUUAUAGUUUAGUAGAAAACAUAAUGUAACAUGUUUGUAAAUGAGUGAACAGUUUCGGAGAUGUUUGCUUCUUGCACAAGUUACCAGGGUUGGCGUUUUUGUGCAAUUUCCUGCUAAAUUCUCAUUCCAAUGUGUCGUCCCAGAAACACAUAUUUGUAGCAUUGUAUUUAGUAGAAAACUUUGAGAAAGUGUCGUGUAAAAUGUUAGGAAACAAGAUAUUGUUGCUGCUUACACAAUUGUCAUGGAUGGAGGACUUUUGUACAAUUUCCUCUUAGAUUUUCCUAAAGAUGCGCUCCAUUAGUGAUGUCAUGACAUUUAUGUCAUGAGCCGUCAUGUACAGUAGAGAUGAUUUAUUGAAACGUACAAAACCUCACAGAAAGAGCAACCAAAAUAUGCUUAGCUCGCACAAAAACGGGCUACAAAGACGCAAAGUGUGCAAAAUGCAAACCCCAGAUUCAAAUGGUGAACCUUAGAGUUGCAAGGCUGAUGUGCUAACCUCUAUAUCGUGCAAGCCUGAGCUAGAUGCUCUCAACUUGUAAUCCUUAAUUGUUCUGUUGUUGUUUUGUGGCUGUUAUUUAUGAUCAAAUCCAACAAAGUAAUCAUUUUUGCAGUAAAUGACCAUGUUUUAGUGUCACCUUUGGCGAUAAACGUCACAUCUACUUGGGGCGAAUCACUCCCAUGGCUUGGACGUCUUUCGCCAUCAAUGGCAGCCAGUGAGAUAAUAUCCAAAAGGUUUUAAUGACUGUUUAAUUGUAAUUUGUUGUUUUUCUAAGCUGCAUGUAUAAACGAGCGGGCUUACGUGUUGUUGUCGUCAUUGUAUUUAUAUUUGUUGUUAUGCCCACGUGCGAGCACACACUGUGGUUGCUGGGUGUUAGCUCACACAACAACGGCAGCAACACAAAUGUGAGUGUUGCCCCAUUUUUCUAUUUUUGGACACACAACUCAACAGAACAGACAAUGUGCGACUGUUCCGUGGAAUGUUUGAAACACAACUGGAGUCCAGAUGUCAAAAUGUCCUCUCUUUUCUAGGAAAUAAAUUGCGCAUUACAAUUUUGGUGGUGCAUAGACAUCAUUAUUCGAAAAAA
This is a messenger RNA of Corythoichthys intestinalis (scribbled pipefish), 4756 nucleotides long. Its product is annotated as homeobox protein Hox-D9b-like. Bases 68 to 1045 code for a protein of 325 amino acids. Gene Ontology annotation, biological process: embryonic skeletal system morphogenesis; anterior/posterior pattern specification; regulation of transcription by RNA polymerase II. The record is from RefSeq and is a predicted model, not a curated record. Gene Ontology annotation, molecular function: RNA polymerase II cis-regulatory region sequence-specific DNA binding; DNA-binding transcription factor activity, RNA polymerase II-specific. Lineage: Eukaryota; Metazoa; Chordata; Actinopteri; Syngnathiformes; Syngnathidae. Gene Ontology annotation, cellular component: nucleus. The transcript has 2 exons.